Penaeus chinensis is the source of this 822-nucleotide messenger RNA. RefSeq names its product teneurin-a-like. NCBI's taxonomy places the organism in Eukaryota, Metazoa, Arthropoda, Malacostraca, Decapoda, Penaeidae. Bases 1 to 822 code for a protein of 273 amino acids. Gene Ontology annotation, biological process: motor neuron axon guidance. The record is from RefSeq and is a predicted model, not a curated record. The transcript has 6 exons.
AUGAAAUUUGGGAAAUAUGACUCCUGUAGAGCGACCGAGCCUGUGUCACAAUACGCUUUUGAUCUUAGAUUUUCUCUGGCAUUCCCUUACUCCCCCCCGCUGACCACCACCCUCGCCCGCGCCCCGAAGACCGACGCAGGAACGACCGAACUGACUCGCCUUCGGGAACUGAACCGGCGCUACGUCAACAAGAUUCCGCCGCGAGGCUACUGGAACGCGCAGUUCGACGUGAAGCAGCUGAUGUUCAUGAGAUUCAACUUAACCGUUCCCCGCACGGCGCAUUUGGCUAUAUUCGGACGCCGCAAUGUCGCCCCGUCUAUCACGCAGUACGACUUCGUUGAAUUCAUCAAGAGUGGUCGUCCUGGGCGUGCUAAGAGGGAGGCUGAUUGGACCACCUCCGAAGAACCCGUGACAGAGGCGAUGGUCGUGACGUCAACAACUCCAAGUCUCCAAGAUGUCAUUGAAGUCUAUCCCUUCUUGCAUGAGCACCACCUCGACCUCAAACUCGGCCUCCAGGGCGCUCUCAAGGACGACCUCGAGGCUAUGACCAAGGCGGAGGACGGAAAUGAGCCUGAGGAAGGGGCGAACGAGGUGAUGGAAGAGCCUCUAGCCUUACCUUCUCUCUCGCGCGCUCGACGCUUCAUUCACGACCACAGCGUCAACUUGAGUCUGGUGGAGUACCUGGACACUGGUACCUGGUACUUGGCUAUAUACAACGACGGAAUCAGCGUGGCGGAGAACUUCCGUCUCUUCCAUCGGUUUCUAGAACUACUUUCCACUACCUCGGUUUCUAGAACUCAAUUCCACUCCCUCGGUUUCUAG